Messenger RNA from Oncorhynchus mykiss (rainbow trout), 1860 nucleotides. RefSeq names its product elaC ribonuclease Z 1 (gene elac1). Gene Ontology annotation, cellular component: nucleus. NCBI's taxonomy places the organism in Eukaryota, Metazoa, Chordata, Actinopteri, Salmoniformes, Salmonidae. The record is from RefSeq and is a predicted model, not a curated record. Gene Ontology annotation, molecular function: 3'-tRNA processing endoribonuclease activity.
GUAUCUGCUCUCUCAUUGGCUAGAGUGGUCCCACCUGAUCUUGCCUCCUCCCGACUGCCUUCCAUUUUUCAAGUCAUUUUCAAUGUACCAUAUCUGGACAAUAUAAUGGACACUAUGUGGUAAUGCUACUGCUGUUUUAAUGUUCGUUUAAUGACAUUUAAAUAGUUUGUUUUUCAACAUGACCAUGGACCUAACUUUUCUGGGGACAGGGUCGGCAUAUCCUUCCCCCCAUCGUGGCGCUUCUGCCCUCGUACUCAGAACAGAAGGGGAGUGUUGGCUGUUUGACUGCGGAGAAGGGACGCAAACUCAACUGAUGAAGAGUCAAUUGAAGGCUAGCCGAAUCACCAAAGUGUUCAUCUCUCACCUGCAUGGUGAUCACCUCUUUGGUCUACCAGGGCUACUGUGCACUGUGAGCCUAAACCUCAACCCCUGUCCCACCCAGCCUCCAACAUGUGUGGAUAUCUAUGGUCCCCAGGGUCUCAGGCAGUUCCUGAGGGUGGCAUUAGAGCUCACCAGCUCCCAGCUUCUUUUCCCCUAUUCAGUACAUGAGCUAGAGCCCACCACUGACCAGUGUCCUACAGAGGGUAAUCUAAGCCCUGACGUCACAGCAGAUUCUGGGCGUCUCCAUCCCCAAGAACGCGCCGGCCGAACAAUCCCCCUGGAUGUCAACAGUGACUGCUAUGUUAUACUGGAGGAGAAGCGUUUUGUUGUGAAGGCGUUCCGUUUGUUCCAUCGGGUACCCUCCUUCGGGUUCUCUGUUCAAGAACACGAUUGGCCAGGGCGUUUGAACACAGAACUACUGAAGGAUCUUGGUUUGAAGCCUGGACCACUCUAUGGGCGACUGAAAGCUGGUGAGUCAGUGACAUUGGAAAAUGGACAAGUGGUGAAGCCCAGUGAGGUGCUGGAGGAAGCCAUUCCAGGGAGAAAAGUUUGUGUUUUAGGGGAUUGCAGCUCGUUAUUGGGGGAGGGACCCCUGAGGGCCUGUCACAGAGCUGACAUCCUGGUGCAUGAGGCCACCCUGUCAGAUGAGCAUCGGGAGAAGGCAGUGGACCAUGGGCACAGCACACCUAGUAUGGCAGCUGCAGUGGCACAGGCCUGUUGUGCACGUAUGCUGGUGCUCUACCAUUUCAGUCAGAGGUAUAAGCCGGCCAGCCAGCACAAAGAGGGUGAUGAGGAUGAUGUCGUGGAGCUCAGGAGACAAGCUGAGGAGGCUUUGCAGGGCACAGGCAUAGAGGUGACCCUGGCGGAGGACUUUCUCACGAUACCCAUACCCCUCAUAAAGCUUCACUGAGGCCUUACACUUGGUAGUUAUGAUAAAUACUGUAAACAAAAGCCAGAGUGAGCAGGUUGGGAAUUAAGCAUCGAAUGAAUGACUUGGUGUCUGGGAAAUAUUUAGUAAAUUGUCUGAAUAAAAAAAGUAUUGACUCUUUCUCCUUAUUUUACUCUGUGAUAGGGUUCAAGGCAAUCUCCAUUUUUAAGUUGUCAAUUUUCUUCUUCAUGAUUGGCAGAUACCUCCUGAUGACCAGGUUGGACAUGACUCCAACAUGGUCAUCUGGAGGGCUUAGCCAAUAAAUUUGGAAGUCCCACCUAGUUCACUAGAUUAAAACGGUGUAAACUCUCAAUGGCGCAGUCCAUGCCGAAAUGGUAUUUUGGCCGCUAGAGGCCUCUAUCACUCUCUAUGGUUCACACAACAGAAUUGCACGUAUUCAAUUUUACCAGAUUAUUGAAAUCAACCUAGCGAGAAUGGUACAUGCACAAUGAAAAUGAUAAAUAAAUGUAAUUUGAGUCUUCAAAAUAUUCAGAAACGAACUGCUUUACUAGCUUUAAACCAGGCUAGUUUUCUCUUGGUGGGAUUGAAUC